GAAACAGUGAUGUAGGUAGACGAGCAGCAAUCUAGUCGGAAAUGCUGAAGAAAAUUGGCAAGUAUGUUCUAAUCCUAGAUGAUGUAUGGGACAAAUUCUCUUUAGAGGAAGUUGGGAUCCCUGAGUCGAAUAGCAGCAGCGGAUGCAAGUUGGUGUUGACAUCUCGUUCAAAGCAAGUAUAUAACUGUAUGGGUUGUAGGGAUAUACCAGUGGUACCCCUGUCAGAAGAAGAGGCAUUGUUACUAUUCUUGAAUAAAGUUGGACCAAAUAUGGUGCAAAAUCAAACUUUAAUGCCAACGUUGAGGCUUGUUGUCAAUGAAUGUGAUGGUUUGCCUCUUACAAUUGUUGUAGUAGCUGGUACGUUGAGAGGAGAAGGUGACCCUCGUGUUUGGAAAACUGCACUCAAGGAAUUGAAAGACCGAAUAGGGGUGGUGGAAGGAGUAGAAGCUAAAGUGAUUAAGCGCUUGAAAUUUAGUUUUGAUUAUUUAAAAGAUGAGAAAGUGAAAUGUUGCUUCUUGUACUGUGCAUUAUAUCCUGAAGAUUUUGAAAUUGAAGAAGAUAAGCUGAUCGAAAGUUGGAUUGACGAAGGAUUUAUAGAUGAAAUGGAUACAAGACAAGGGCCAUGCAAUUUUGAAAAAGUUGGAAGAUAACUGAUUGUUGGAAAAAGUUAUGUAUGAAGACGAUCAGCCUUGUGUGAAGAUGCAUGAUGCAGUGAGAGAUGGCAUUGUACAUCACAAGCAUGGUUCCUCGAUAUAUGAUACAAGCAGGCAUGCAACUAAAAAAGUUACCAAAAGAGAAGAAUGGAGGACGGAUAUCGAGAAAGUAUCGCUUAUGAAAAACUCCAUAUCAGAGAUUCAGGAAGAUACGUGGCCUCGAAAUUGUCAGCUGCUCACAACCUUGUUACUGCAAAAGAAUCCUAUAAAGAAGAUCCCAAGUGCUUUCUUUGCAAACAUGCUUCAUCUGAAUGUUCUUAAUUUGUCAUAUACGGGUAUCGACUCUUUAUCCGAAUCCAUCUAAGAGUUAAAGAAUCUCACAACAUUGUUGCUUCAUGACUGUUACAGAUUAAGACAUCUGCCUUGUCUUUCAAAGCUUCAAGUAUUGAAGAAGUUGGAUCGAUCUUUAUUGCAACAAAAUUGAGAAAAUUCCGGAAGGCAUGGAUAUGUUGGUAGAUCUAAGGUAUCUUGAUCUUAGAGUGUCCUCUUUGAAAGAUAUGCCCAGGGGACAUUUACCAAAACUCUCUCACCUUCGACGCUUGAGGUUUGAUUUGAUAAUGAAAAAACAAGCUUGAAGGCAGAGGAGGUAGUGUCACUGGAGAAGUUGGAAUGCUUUGAAGGAUGGUUCCAAGACAUCGAUGAAUUGAAUAAGUUUGUCUCUUCCAUGCAGCAGUCCAAGAAAAAUCUCAUCAAGUACAUACUGCAAGUGGGCACAUCUUAUUAGCGAUGAUUUAUUAAA
This is a messenger RNA of Hibiscus syriacus, 1452 nucleotides long. Its product is annotated as probable disease resistance protein At1g15890. The record is from RefSeq and is a predicted model, not a curated record. Gene Ontology annotation, molecular function: ADP binding. The transcript is spliced from 3 exons. Gene Ontology annotation, biological process: defense response to other organism. The coding region runs from base 42 to 650 and encodes 202 amino acids. Lineage: Eukaryota; Viridiplantae; Streptophyta; Magnoliopsida; Malvales; Malvaceae.